Molecule: messenger RNA, 2917 nt
Organism: Caenorhabditis auriculariae
Lineage: Eukaryota; Metazoa; Nematoda; Chromadorea; Rhabditida; Rhabditidae
Source: the annotation of a GenBank genome assembly
AUGAAAAUAUCCGAACCACCGAGCACUUUAUAUGCAGAUCGACUUGCCCCGAGAUCUUCGACGGAGUUAGCCGUACAUGCGAAAAAACUUACAGAGGUUACGCGUAAUUACGUUUUAUUAAUAUUCACUGCCAAAGUCGGAAGUGCGGAAAACGGGUGCAAAAAGGGAGUGACUGCAAAAUGACCGCUAAAAGGGUCCCUUUUUACGGCCUUUAUUGAGCCUUUCAUUUUUGGUGGGCUAAAAAGAGUCAUAAAAGGGCGAAAAAAAGGGUGAGGCCGCAAAAAGGGUGAAGAAAGGGUGAGGGUGCAAAAAGGGUUCUGAAAGUUUCUGCUAUUGAUUUUUUUACGAUUUUAUUACUGUAGCAUAUUUUUGGUUCAUAUACAGUCACUUUUUAAAGACUAGUCUUGAUUUAUUUAUUUAACAAAAAGGGUCCAAAAAGGGCGGAUGAAGGCCGAUGAAAGGACGCAAAAAGGCAGUAAAAAGGAAACCUUUGCCACCCGUUUAGGAACAAUUAAUGGAAACAGACGGAUCCGUAACGGACUCCCAAAGGGCCCGUGAAGGGUCCUUCCGACUUUGCCUAUGUUUUGGUGUGUUCGUUGGAAAACAGAACAUGAUUCAGAACGCAAAACUGUGUCUAUUGGCACUCCUAAAUUUAUACAAGAUAUUUAUUUAGUUACGUAAUUAUCUUCUUUCAACUUGUUUCCAUCGAAAGUUGGGAAGCGUUUUGUUACUCACGGGGAACUCUGGUACAGGUUUUUUUAAAUUGCUAUUUCAUAACGCUCCUAUUUUUUUUUAAAGGGAAAUCGACAGCUUUGACUAUACUUUGCCGAGAGUUGAGAAUUGAAGUUUUACAGUUUGAGCAAGAAAUCACGUAUGAAUUUGAAGAUGUUCAAACAUGUGUAUGUCAUUCAUAAUUUUUUCUAAUGCAUCUAUUCUAGUCUACAUCAGGCGUCAUCUCAUUGUAUCGAUUCUUGAGAAACUCUUCCAAAAGUUUCCAAAAACGAAGAAGUCGGCUACUAUUGAUCGAAUCACUUCCCGAAGACGUUUAUAAGUAAGGUUUCAUUCUUAAUCGAUCACUUUUUCUUCCAGAAACGUCACUCAUGUUCGAGACGAGCUGUCUUCUAUCUUUUGUUCGUCUUCAAUUCCUAUCGUCUUCUGCUUGAGCGAAAUAGAUUCAUGUUGGGACAUAUCUUAUCGCAAGCUUUUUUCGUCUACUUACAUUCUAGUAUGUGGUAUAAUCUAUGGGGUGGUAUGAGUGCCUCUUUCAGGAAAACAACAUUAACUCGAUUCAUUUCAAUCCAGUUGCUCCAACAUACAUGAAAAAGGCGUUACAAAGAGCUGAGCGCAUUUUAAACCGAGAGGUAACUCUGAGAAUUUUUCAAAGUUGAAUUGAAUUCAGCAAGCCGACGGUCUUCUGAAUAAUCUGAUCGAAUCCGCGAACGGAGACAUUCGGAACGCCGUCAACAUGCUUCAGAUGGCUUCGACGACCACUAGUAAAGGAGUCGACGGCUGUAUGUAUCGAACCAAUCGCGACGAGGUUUGGCCAAUUUCCAUUCUUUUCAGAAAUUUCAUUUGUGUUUGCAGAUGCUGCACAUGCUUGGCCGGAUUCUGCACGCCAAGAGACUUCCUACUGAGAAAAAUCAGUCUUCGGACUCUCGUCCCCCUUUGGAACGGGAUGUGAACGAAGUCGUUGACAUGUCCAACGUCACAACUUCCACGGUGUGUUUUUUUUAUUGUUUCAGCUGUGCAAUUUUUCUUUUGAUAUUCAAUUAAGAAAGUACUAGAUUCUGAUCAAAAACGUGUGAGGCUUGCUUUCAAAUUUUCAAUAAUCGAAGUAUAAGUUGAGUAAAAUUAUGUUCCUUGUUUGCAAUGCAAGCUGAAAAAAAUAUCAAAUUAAAAAAAGGUUUUUCUCAGUUUUGAAUCAAUAGAGAGACCACAGCUAUAAUGUACUUUCUUUCAACUCAAAAAAAUAUGCAAAUUUUUUCAUCAGAAAAUUAAUCAACCUUGGAUAGGAUAAAAUCAUAUUUUCAGCUUCUUUCGUACCUCCACGAGCACGAGUUGAGCUUCUGCGACAACCUGAAAUCCGUGCGAAGAGUUUUCGACGACCUGUCUCUGUGCGACGCUUUGGGAGCUCGUUGGGAGGUGCGCGGUCGCCUUCCAAUCGAAUGUUUUUCGCAGUUCGUCGCUCGCUCCAUCAUGUAUCACAACUUCAGAACGGAAAGUAGGGUGCGAAACGUUUCUUCAGAGCUUUUUGGCUUUUCAGAAAAGUGUCGGAUGUUCGCUCUGACGCGGCCAAAAAACAUGGAUUUGGUCAAGGAGGUGGAAGUUUUCCAGAAAGAACUGCUCAAGGAUUCUGUUAUUGGCGAUUCUCAGAUGGCUACUGUGUGAGAUCAUUUUGAAGCGAAAACUGUUUCGGUACUCAAAAUAGUUCAGUUCAUAUGAAACGCCGAGAAUACUUCUUCGUGGCUCAAAAAAGAAAAGACUCAAGAAGAGGGAAAGUUUCCCCUCAACUGACCGCCUUUCACACAUCGUAUACAUCCCUAUCGAAAGAUUCAUAGUUGCUAAAAAUAACUUAUCAGUUUUAUUCAUUAAGAAGCGUCCCGUUCACUCGAGUGAUCAGGAAAGACGCGCAGCCCCUGCCUCUCCAGUACUUGGCUCGGAACUUUUCUCACUCAUGGACUCAAGGAUUCGAUGAGUGGACGAAAACAUCGAAUUUAAAAUCGGUCAGUCUUUUUAUGAAUUACAUUGAAAUGAUGGGUCAUGGAAUUUUUCAAAAUCAGUUUUUUGAAUUUCGAUAUUAUCUUUUCAGCGGUCUCAAAAUAAAUUCAAGAAGAAGCAAAUUUCUACGGAAAGCGAAGAUGAGGAAAAUGUGGUUAUUGAAGACUCGGAUGACUGCGACAGUUUCGACGAAAUGUGA